ACAGGACCACUGUCUUAGACGAACGGUGACCAACGAGGCCAUCAGACACGUAUCCUUCGAUCGAAAGUCUGCCUCAAGUGAAAAGGAAUACUAAGCACAGAAUUAUCUGACAGAAGAAAAAACGAAAAAAGGUUCCCGAGCUGAACAUUCUGCUACAAAGGAUUAAAAAAGUAAGGACUAUGAAAGUAAAAUUCAACAUCUCGUUGUACGCUUUUCAAUACUGAAGCUUGGGGUCGUCAUUAUUCAUCAAGGAGAAGAGAUAGAAAUUGCGUCAAUUUUCACGGACUGCGGAUGAGUAAAAUGGUGUAAUAGGGCAAUGUCGGUGAAAAAAAUAUAUAAAAGACCUGUGUUACAGUGGUGUAAAAGAGAAGAAAGGAUGAGCGCUGAACCAGGAAAAGAUGGAGCACCAGACGGUCUUGCGCCACCCGCGGGAGAGCCAAAUGCUGAUGGAAUCGUCGGUGGACCUCGAACUCCACAGCAGAUCGCGGCACAGCGACGAUUGCAGCAAACUCAGUGCCAGGUCGAUGAGGUCGUGGAUAUCAUGAAAACUAACGUAGAAAAGGUACUGGAACGAGAUCAGAAGCUAUCGGAACUAGACGACCGUGCUGAUGCCUUGCAGCAAGGAGCCUCACAGUUCGAACAACAAGCUGGCAAACUAAAAAAUAAAUUCUGGUUACAGAAUCUCAAGAUGAUGAUAAUUAUGGGAGUUAUUGGGUUAGCUGUGCUUGGACUGCUUGUGUUAAAAUUUAUGCCCGCUGAACAGCAACAACCGCAAAUGAUGAUGGGGCAGGUUCCGAUGCAACAGAUGCCGAUGCAGGUACAAGGCGGCCAGGCAGCCGGGGCAGCUCCAGCAGGCCUUGUACAGGACGUCGCCUCGUUAGUCUCCAGCCAGCGUCGGCUUGUGAAUUAAUAGAAUGGAGCCACUGAAGGCGAGUCGAAUUCCCCCGGCGGAGUUUAAAAUUGUUUAGAUAAAACAGUAAAUGCAAAUAACUACAACUACAGAACAAUUUUAAUUAAAACAUGUAAUGCACUAGAACAUAAAAUUUUUCCUUCAUGAUAUUACAAAUAUUUACAAACAAUAAAAUAUCAAGUUAAAACUAGCAGCUUUUCAACAUUUUAAGCGGUGACACCAAGUCUAAAGAGUUUUGUUUUAAUGGAUACAUUUCAUUGAAAUUUGCAUCAACAUACAGCACAACGUUAAGUAAGACACUUCAAGCGUAUUAUUCUUGAAAACUAGUCCGUGCCAUUUGUUUUAUAACGCAUAAAGCAUUGGCUAUCACAAAUUUCGGUUGUCUAAUUAUAAUGUCACUAAACAAAACUAUGUUUAUAGUGCCAUCAGUAUCGGAGAAAUCACAGUUUGUGUAUUGCUGAAAACAAAACGAGAGCUGACAGCAAGCAAUCAUGCAUCAAAAAUAGGCAUUAAACUGGCAUGUUUCUUUUUUUAUGUUGAUGAGAUCAAGAAAUAGUAACAAAUAAAUUAAAAUUAACAAAAUACUGUAAAGUUUCAACGAAAUAAGCGAACACAAUUUCCAUACUAUAACACGUUGCUUUGUUUGUUGAGGAACAGUAUAAAAGUAAUUAAAAGAAAAAACAUAAAAAUGUUCUAGAUUUGAAGUUCAUGGAAACAUAACUCUACUUUAGGAUACAAUAAAUAAGCAACACAAGGAAAUUACGAAGAUAUUAGUGCGAUGUACUCAUUAGCCAAUGAAUCCAAGGUUCAAAUCGGUAGUUCUAGUUUGUUUGAACAAGUCAGCACUUUCAUAUAGUGUACAUUGAAAAUCCUAACAGAACUUGGCGCACCGACAGAAAAUAGCUCACAAAACGCUUUUAAGCAUACCAUCUUGUUGAACGAUGUGAUUUUUUAGUAGACUCCAAUGGAUUGAUUUUCCAACCAUAUUCAAUUACAACACAAAUGCAACUGGAUUAAUCCACCACAAGCCAUACUGAAAAGCAUACAGGAUCCUUUGGAACACUAGAAAAAGCAUUUUUGCCAUCGAUUUGGCAUAGGGCAACGGGACGUUUCGAUUAUUGAAUGAGGUUUGUUUAAUUUCAACGUAUAAAAAUUUUUUAAAUAUGUGAAAACAAUUGGGUUGACUAGAGGGUGACGCGUUUUGGUUUCGCUGAAAUACAAUUUUCUCAUAUGUAAAACGAACGUUUUUUCUGUCAAGUAACCAUGUUUCGAAUAGUUUGAAGAUUCUUAUAGUGGUAAAGAAAGUAUUGGAUUCAAGCCGUCACCUGCGACCGUUGCCUGCGAGCAAAUUACGUAAACUUCUCGGAUAACCCAAUAGUAAACUCGAGUUCUAAGAAUCAUAAUAAAAGAACACAAAUAAUA
Molecule: messenger RNA, 2332 nt
Organism: Wyeomyia smithii (pitcher-plant mosquito)
Lineage: Eukaryota; Metazoa; Arthropoda; Insecta; Diptera; Culicidae
Product: vesicle-associated membrane protein 2-like
Exons: 6
Coding region: 317-910 (197 amino acids)
Biological process (GO): vesicle-mediated transport; vesicle fusion
Cellular component (GO): SNARE complex; plasma membrane
Molecular function (GO): SNAP receptor activity; syntaxin binding
Source: RefSeq, a predicted model, not a curated record